UGCACUUGUGAAUGGCCCGAGCCGUGUUAACGCAGUGUUUCCUUAACAGGCAGGAGAGCGCUGCAAGAUGGCAACUGCUCAGAAGCAAAGGAGCUGUGCGAGUGCAGUUGUGUUUCCUACCAAAAUAGCCACAGAGCAGCAGUCCCUGAUGCUAGUGAAGAGGCUCCUGGCAGUAGCAGUGUCCUGCAUUACGUACCUGAGGGGGAUCUUCCCUGAGAGUGCCUACAGGACACGAUACAUGGAUGAUGUCUGUGUCAAAAUCCUGAGGGAAGACAAGAACUGUCCUGGCUCCACUCAGCUGGUGAAAUGGAUGUUAGGAUGCUACGAUGCCUUGCAGAAGAAAUACCUCAGAAUGAUUGUGCUGGCACUCAGUAACCACUGCCUUUCUUUGCAGACCAUCACAGAGUGUUACCACUUCAAAUUCAAGUACACCAGCAAUGGGCCCCUCCUGGACUUCAGCAGUAAGGACACAGGGAAUAACUCCACCAUCACCUGUGCAGACACCAAGAAAGCCAGCAUCCUCCUCAUCCGCAAGAUCUACGUCCUGAUGCAGAACCUGAGCCCCUUACCAAAUGAUGUUUGCCUCACUAUGAAGCUGUUCUAUUAUGAUGAAGUUACACCACCUGAUUACCAACCCCCUGGCUUUAAAGAGGGUGAAUGUGAGGGGAUGAUAUUUGAAGGGGAGCCCAUGUAUUUGAACGUGGGUGAAGUGCCAACGCCUUUUCAUAUGCUGAAAGUAAAAGUGACAACUGAAAAGCAACGAAUGGAAAAUGUUGAUAAAAGCAUCCUGAAGAGAGGAGAGACAAAUGUGCCUCUCCAGGUGAUCCGAGUGGACAGGGAUGAUCCAGAAGAGGAGAACCGCGACAUGAAUGAAAAUCCCAGCCUGGAUAACAAAGUGGAAGAGAGGAAUAAUGUGAAGAUUUCAGAAGCUCAAGAACCACACUUAACUUGUGAGGAAGAUGGAGUUACAAAGGCUGGGGGGAACCAGAAUUCGUCUGUUUCUAACCCUCAGGUGGAUCACUUGGCAAGUAAAACAUCUCAACUUAAUAUGUCAGAGAGCAGGACAAGGAGUGGGAAGCUAUUCCAGGCCAGCACUGUUCAUCCGUUUGAGCUCUCAUCUAGUCAAGAUGUGCUGCCAAAAAGGAGGAAGAUCAGUGAACCAAAGGAGCAGUUCUAGAUGCCCGUGUGCAGCUGGUCCUUCACAGAGUUCUCCACACCACUUCCAU
Molecule: messenger RNA, 1226 nt
Organism: Pezoporus flaviventris
Lineage: Eukaryota; Metazoa; Chordata; Aves; Psittaciformes; Psittacidae
Gene: HORMAD1
Product: HORMA domain containing 1
Exons: 12
Coding region: 68-1177 (369 amino acids)
Source: RefSeq, a predicted model, not a curated record